Messenger RNA from Paramecium sonneborni, 529 nucleotides. The record is from the annotation of a GenBank genome assembly. Lineage: Eukaryota; Ciliophora; Oligohymenophorea; Peniculida; Parameciidae.
AAUUAAAUGAACUCAAACCCUCCUCCAGUGAUCAUUUUAUAUAAAUAGAGUCUAAAUGUAAUUAAGUAUAUACUACAUUAAAGGAUCCAAGCAAAAAGAAUUUCAGCAAGCUAUGGCAGUAAGAACCAAUUGAAGUGAAAGAAGUAUAAAUUCAUUAAUAUAAGUGAAUAGUUUUUUUCAAAUUUAUUCCAGGCUUUGAAAUAUUCAAAGGAUGGAAUGGCUCAUACAAUUUUUGAUUUAGAAACUAGUGAUUCAUUAUCUGAGAUUUCAGAGAUCAAUUUAUAAAAUUAAGGAUUUAUUAGUGAGUAGAGUAAUUCUAUGUAAGAGUUGCUAAAUAUUUUGGAAAUAGAGAAAUCCCCUCUUUAAUCUGCAUUUUUGGAAAACAAUUCAAUUAAUUCAAUUGCGUAUUUUCAUUUAUUUUAUUUUAUUAGAUAAUUAUGUGAGAGAAUGAAAAUUUUAAAUCUUAAUGAAGAAUUGAGCAACAAAAUAAAUGAGAGUUUUAUGAAGAUUUCCAAACUUCGUUUUUGAU